AUGAUCCUCAACCUCCCUCUGCUUGCUGUGCUGUCAGGCGCUGGGGUCACCUGGGCCGCCUCGUCGCCCAAUUGCUUGUCAGGUUCCAGCUUCGACACGUGCUGCUCUGAUCGAGAUGCUGUGGGCAAGGGCACCGUCGAUGGCGUCGUCAUGAAUUAUUCCUGCGGAACCUAUGCUAAAGAUGAGACGGUGGGCUUUGGAACGGUGCACAAGGGCGCCGCCAAUGCCAAAGACUGCGCCGGGCUUUGUGCUAGUGACGCUUCUUGCCAGGCUGGUUUCUGGUCCAAAGUGGGCUCCAAGUGCUAUUUAUUGAAUGGUAACGGCUACAAGACAUAUCACAACAAGGGCACAUUCUUGCUGUUCGAAAAGACUACCGAGGAUCCAGGGUCUGUCGAUGAAUGCAAGGAUCGGGUUGAUUCUGCCACCUCCCAGUGUAAUGCUGAGAAAGAUAAGAUCAAACAACAGGGAUCGCAGUUGCUGCAGAAGUGCCAGGAUGAGAAGGACCAAGCUAUCACAGGGGCCGGGUCCAAGUGCGAAGCUGAAAAGGAUGCCAUCCGCAAGGAGAACGCCCAACUGGCAGAGCAGGCCAGCAAGCAAUGCGAGGCCGACAAAGAUCAGCUUCGCCAGCAAGCAGCGACUGCAGCAAGUGAAUACGAAAAGAAAAUAGCAGAUCUCCAGUCACAAUUGACCCAGUGCCAGGCAAACGUGCCCACAGCGAAACCCGUCCCGGCUAUAGAUCCGAACUGCGAAUCAAAUAGCUGGGUGAACAUGUGCUCUAGUUGCUCCCAGGACACAUUCGUUAUCGACGGAAAGGAAUUCAAGAAAAAGUGCGGUGUCCGCACUGUUGGCGCCCGUGAAGAACAGUGGCUGUACCGCGCCUCCCUCAUUGCGUGUAUGAAGGAGUGUGCAACUCGGGGUGAUUGUCUGGGAGUCGGAUGGAGACCUGCGGAAGGAAUAAACGGAGUAAGUUUUCACCGGAGCCCUCAUAUCCCAGCCUUGGUACAGUUGACUAAUAUAACGAAGCAUUGCCAUGCCCACAUAAGCGUAGGACGCCCUCUCAGAAACGUGCCUGUCUGGAAUGAGCAUCUUGUCUACAUGCCAGAGAGAGGUACUCCUUACUGA
This is a messenger RNA of Aspergillus oryzae RIB40, 1122 nucleotides long. RefSeq lists its product as uncharacterized. NCBI's taxonomy places the organism in Eukaryota, Fungi, Ascomycota, Eurotiomycetes, Eurotiales, Aspergillaceae. Bases 1 to 1122 code for a protein of 373 amino acids. The record is from RefSeq and is a predicted model, not a curated record. The transcript has a single exon.